Molecule: messenger RNA, 1596 nt
Organism: Rhodofomes roseus
Lineage: Eukaryota; Fungi; Basidiomycota; Agaricomycetes; Polyporales; Fomitopsidaceae
Exons: 1
Coding region: 1-1596 (531 amino acids)
Source: RefSeq, a predicted model, not a curated record
AUGUCGCGUCAAGACCGAAGGCCACAAGUCCCGAUGCCGACCACCUCAUCGAGGACCACUCCCGACAUCUGGACUCCCACCGAAUCCGCCUUCCCCUUCCUCCCAGAAGCAGGAUCAGUGGCCCCACUCGUGGUCGACUGGGGAAUCCUAUCCACCCUCGUCAACCGUCCCUACGAUUGCUUCUCCCUCGUCGCCAAACUCCCGCACAACCAAGUCACGCUCAAGUGUAAGACCGGCGACUUCCGCGCCAUCUCCCACUUUCUGGAAACGUAUCGUGAACUCGCCGUCAGGCAGUCGCUGCUGGAGGACCAAAUCCGCGUCUUCACCGAGUAUCGCGAUGACGCCCUCGAGAAAUGCCGCAAUGCCCUCGAGUACCUCGAUGUCUGCUCCCUCGUCGUCUCAAAACUCCGAGAGGCGCGCCAAGCGGCAGUCGGGACCAAGUACCCGGAAGGAGCCACCUUCCCCACAUCGCUCGUGAAGAGACCCCUGGACACGCUUUCCCUCGACGUCCUCCGCACUAUCACCAUGACCAUGGCCUGUUUCCUCUGUACGACAGAUGACGUCCUGCACAUAUCUCACGACCUCGUUGACUGCGACAAGUACGUCUGCCCUAGCUGCGCCACUCCUCACCCUGGUCACAUCUACUCUGCGUGCCCCGCGCGAUCUCGCCGACAUGCUGACCCGGAGUACAAGGACCUCCUUGGGGUGGUUCGUGCCCUCUCUCCUUCUUCAGAUCACCUGGCACUCCUCUCCUCUGUUGCCGAGAUUUGCGAUGCCGUUGCGGCCGCCACUACCUUCAGACCCGAGGGGAGGACCGGAAACCCUAUCUUCGUCGACGAGACCCCCAUCCCCAGCUGGCCGGAGUAUCAUGUUGUCCGGGGUGGUCGAAUCGACGGGGUCUACAAGGACCCCAAGGAGGCACGUCAUAUGGUGGUGUCACGCCCUGCUGGGCGUAUCUAUUCCGUCCCCAACUACCAAACCGCCCUCGACCAGCUGGAUGGUGUAACCCGUUUCCGCAACUGUGUCCUCGAGGGGGCUCGCUCACCCCACCUGGCUUUACCAGAGCUCAUGACGGAAGCCCGCACGUUUGUGGAGAGCUACUACCGAGGGGUAAAGCGCGCCUUCAAGUUCUACGAAGAUGUCCGAGGAACGCGGGUUCUCCUCCUGCCUACCGCUCACUCCCCUGGUUCCCCUCCUUCCACUCCUGUAGUGCGUCGUCGAGCCUCUCCAACUGGACCUCGAUCCCUUCCACCCUCUCAGCGUGCAUCCCCCGAACAGCGUAGGGCUCGUAGGGAGGCCAUCGCGGACGCCCUCUCAUCAUCCCCCACUGCGCUCACCCCCUCACAAGUGUCGCCGACGACGGCUCUAGCUAGCCCAGGUCCGCUGAACCGAGCUCUCAUUGAGGCGAUGGAGAGAAGCGUCUCGGGGACCCCCGCUCCCCCGUACUCGACCCUACCCUCGACUCCUUGCACCUCCAUCCUCGCCGCUUUCCCUCGUGCCCAGCAGGCCCAGGAUGCCUUUCGCUUUGGGACCAUCGACCUCGACAACAAUGUUGGCGAGACCGACGGCUACAAUGAGCCUGACCCGGAGGCCUGA